Striga hermonthica is the source of this 2778-nucleotide messenger RNA. The record is from the annotation of a GenBank genome assembly. NCBI's taxonomy places the organism in Eukaryota, Viridiplantae, Streptophyta, Magnoliopsida, Lamiales, Orobanchaceae.
AUGGCGAUGGUAGAGACUGAUGGUUGUGGUGAUCAGUUUGAUCACCAGAACGACGUGGUUGCCGAUGGCACCCCCAAGUCGCCGUGGAAGACUCCGACGGCUGCUUCUCCGGUGGUGGGAGCUGAUUCGGAGUCGUGGCCGGCGCUGUCCGACGCCCAGCAGCGGGCUAAGAACAAUGGCGGCGUUGAUUCCAGCUCCGGCAAGUCCCCAGCGUCCGCUCAGGCAGAGUCUGAGAGUUGUGGCGGUGCUCCUCCGCCAGCGCAACCUGUGGCUGCAGUAGAGCAGCAAAAGUUUCAUGGACGAGGUCACAUGAGAUCUCCGCGUAAACCCGGUCCCCACCCGAUGCAUCAGAACAAAACUGGACUGAAGCAUGGUCCAAACGGUGUAGCUCCCUUUCCUAUGCCCUUACCGUAUUAUCCGCCAAUGGUAGCCCCAGUUUAUCCUGCUAUGAUUCCCAUGGCCCCCAUUCCUGCCCCUGGAUAUGCUUAUCAGUUACCCCCUGGACCUCCCCCUAGAGUUAGUACACAGUUGGCCAAGUCUGGUGAUGAUGCUUCGUCACAGACAAUUGUGCCUCAGCCUUCACCACACAAUGAGUCAAACUUUCAGGACUCUAAUUCUGCUGGAAGAAGGCCCAACACAAAGGAACAGGGCGGGCAAGUGAGUUCUUGGAAUAAUCAACGACCAUUUUCUAUUAACAAUUUUCAUUUUCAACAAAAUAUGGGUCCGAGGAAUGUAGUGAGACCUCCAUUUUUUGGGCCAUCUGGCUUUGUUGAUGGAUCGAACUUCCCAGGUCCUCCAGGAGCAAUCUAUUAUUUUCCUGCUGCACCACCAGGCCCUGUCAGAGUACCGUAUGCACCAGUUUUGGUUCCAUAUCCUUUUAGCCCUGGGGUUCACAUACCAGCUUCGCCAAUUAUAGCCUUGAGAGCUAAUAUUGUGAAGCAAAUUGAAUAUUAUUUCAGUGAUGAGAACCUGAAGAAUGAUCCUUACUUGAUUUCCUUGAUGGACAGUGAAGGUUGGGUUCCAAUAGCGACCAUUGCUGAAUUUAAACGGGUGAAAAGAAUGAGUGCUGAUAUACCAUUUAUUCUGGAUGCACUGCUGGCUUCAGAGACAAUUGAAGUACAGGGUGAGAAAGUAAGGAGACGAAAUGAGUGGUCUAAGUGGAUAUCAACUUCUGGUAAUGGUAAAUCUUCUUCUAUCACUUCCAAUGCUGUGAAGAAGGAUAGUUUUAUUGAAAAUAUAGAGGUCAGCUCUGAAGGAACAACAAAGGAGCUUUCUUCAACUAAAAAUGAAUUCCCCAUAGAUCCCCUGCUAGUGGAUCAUGAUUGUAGAAAAGAAUCCAGCACAGUCAAUACUGAGAAAAACAGAGAUAAUAGUAUCAGCGCGGAGUUAGAUUCCCAGACUGAUAAUAUGAAUAAUAACAGUGAACUUCACCGUGAUCCGAAUUUGCUCACUCCUUCACAAGGAGGUGAUACGGUGAAGUCACCUGUUGAUAAAAGUCAUGAAAAAACAAAGAGGGUGGUGAUUCGGAAUCUGAAAGUGCAGAGUCCAGAUGACUUAUCUAAUGAUUUCUCAAACACAUUUAUGCUUGAUGAAGAACUCGAAUUGGAGCAGAGAACAGUGAAGAGCAGUCAUCCUUCUAUGGAAAGGGUUGACGAUGAAGACGAUGAAAUCAGGGUGGACGAUCAAGCAGUUGAGAGACUUGUAAUUGUGACUCAGAAUAAUCGGACAGGUGAAGUGCCUGGUGAAAACUCGAAAACCAUGUCCACUGAGGUUGUCUCCGCCAUAAAUGAUGGCCUCUACUACUAUGAGAAGGAGCUAAACCUGAAACGAUCUCAUCGUAGGCAUUAUAAGCCGUUUAAUGAGAGCAGGGACGAUAACUCCAGAUCUUCUGCCAAUGAUCCUUCUUUAUUGAACUCGAGGACUCAAGAUCAUUCCACUGGAGGAAGCAGCUUGGAAGGUCCAGGACUUUCUAUCUCUCGAAGGAAGCAUAACAAAGGAAGCUCUAAGUCGCACUCCAUCUACAAACAGCGUUUGUUUCAUGGCAACUUCAGAGUUCAUGGGAGUGGUCAAAACUCUGUUGGCGUUAUAUCCGAAAGUCCUCCCACUGAUGCUGUGGGGUUCUUCUUUGGGUCCACCCCCCCAGAUACUCAUGGAUUAAGGCCUUCAAAGUUGAGUGCUUCACCUCGCAGUAAUCUCUCAGGAACUAGUCCGCCAGUUGGAUCAGCCCCAAAAUCGUUUCAACCAUUUCAGCAUCCAAGUCAUAAACUUCUAGAGGAAAAUGGCUUUAAGCAGCAGCUGUACAAAAAGUAUCACAACCGUUGCCUUAGCGAACGGAAAAAACUUGGCAUUGGUUGCAGUGAGGAGAUGAAUACAUUAUACAGGUUUUGGUCAUUUUUCUUGAGGAACAUGUUUGUACCUUCCAUGUAUAAUGAAUUCAAGAAGUAUGCUCUCGAAGAUGCUGCAGCUGGUUACAACUAUGGGAUAGAGUGCCUAUUCAGGUUUUAUAGUUAUGGUCUGGAGAAAGAGUUCAAAGAGGAGCUUUAUGAGGAUUUCGAACAACUCACUAUUGACUUUUAUAAAAAGGGAAACCUUUACGGCUUGGAAAAGUAUUGGGCAUUCCACCAUUAUCGGGAGGUGCGUGACCAUAAAGAACCUCUUAAGAAACAUCCCGAAUUGGAUACACUGCUAAAAGAGGAGUACCACAGUAUGGAUGACUUCAGGCGUGCCAAAACUAAGAAUGCGGCUACCAAUUAUAACCUCAGAGAUGCUAAUCAUUAA